GAGUACCUUUUGUUUUAUAUUUUUUGAAAAAUGAGGAGCUCCUUUCUUCUUUUAUCCUGAGAUAUUUCUCUGCUGCGCAGAAGAACAAUAUCAGCUUGAGGUGUACGGACUCUCCCAACUCGUUCGAUUCUUUGGAAAUCUCUGUCCCUACUUCAGUCAAAACAAAAAGGAAACGGAGUUGAUGGCUGCCUCAAUAUCUCUAUGCACAUCAAAUCUGAUCAGUGCAUUAAGCACACACAACCCAAGGUACCUGAGAUUGAGGCCAGAAAUAUUAUUUAAAUUCUCUGGUCUUAUUUCAAAAGGAAGCCAUCGCCAUCAAGUCCAUCAGGCUGGCAAAUCAUUCCGUAGGCUGAGGGUAUUCGCUGUAACUAAAGGUUCAGCAAAAUCGAGCCAGUCAGAAGAGAAAAUUCCUUCUUGGGCUAAACCAGAUUCUGAUGAGCCGCCUCCUUGGGCUCGAGAUGAACUUAAAGAUGCAUCCGGACAAGCCUUCGAAAUCCCUUUCUAUGCUUAUUUGCUCGCCUCAGCUGUGACUGCUAUAGCUGCGAUAGGUUCAGUUUUUGAAUACGUAAAUGAGAGGCCCGUUUUUGGAGUCUUGAACUCAGAUAGUGUGUUUUAUGCUCCGCUGCUUGGAUUCUUUGCCUUUACAGGCAUACCCACUUCGGCUUUCUUGUGGUUCAAAUCUGUUCAAGCGGCUAACAAGGCUGCUGAGGAGCAAGACCGCAGAGACGGCUAUCGCUAGAAACAUUUGUGCAAUGCUGCAAGCUUCCAUGUUUUAUAAUUUGUAACUGAUUCAUACCCCUUAUGAAAUUAUUUAGAAGGCUUGUAUAUUCAAUUUUCAAA
Messenger RNA from Magnolia sinica, 840 nucleotides. RefSeq lists its product as uncharacterized. The coding region runs from base 182 to 739 and encodes 185 amino acids. The record is from RefSeq and is a predicted model, not a curated record. Lineage: Eukaryota; Viridiplantae; Streptophyta; Magnoliopsida; Magnoliales; Magnoliaceae. The transcript is spliced from 4 exons.